GUCCAUCUAAGUUAGCGAAGAUCUAACGGUGGAUAUAGAAUCAUACGCUACUUUCCCUCCCUAUAUAAAUCUGAAAAAAGGAUUCAGAAGUGUCUACCGUACACACAUACCCAUACGAACGAACACUCACAAUCUUCAAAAAGAGAGAAAGAGAGAGAGAAAUUAAAAAAAGAAUGGUGUCGUGGAUGAUGACAAUCAAGGCGGUGCUACUCUCUAGCGGCGUCGCAUCCGUUGUUAUGUUGCUUAAAGUCUCUGUUCCGGUAGCUGUUGAUUUCUCCGUGUCGCAAGCUCUGAUCUUAUGGAGCUCCUUGUUGUCGUGGCUGAAACCGCCGUAUCUCUACGUUGUUACCAACGGAAUCAUCAUCACUAUCGUUGCUUCUUCUAAGUAUUACAGAAGCCAUCAUGAUCGGGAUGAAGAAGACGAGAUCGUUGUAUACGGUGGUGGCGGUGGUGGUGGUUAUAAGAUCCACCAGACGGAGGAGCCGGUUGUGAAUCAACAUCAAGCUCCUCCGCGGAUGUUGGAGGUUAAGGAUUUGGAUUCCGGUGCGCAUUUCGGUUUCGUUGUAGCGAAUCCGGAGGCGGAGGAGCUGGAAUCAGAAGUGGUUACGGUGGUUGAAGAGGAGGAGGAGAUAAAAUAUGCGGUGGCGACGGCGGCGGAGGAUGAAAUUGAAGAGGAGCUUAAGAGAGUGAUUAUGGUGGAGAAUUCAGAUCUGGUUGAAUCCGAUUUUGUAUCGUUGCAGAAUUCAAAUCAGAAUCAUCUGAUCGAAUCGGAGAAUCUUCCUCCGAUUGAGAAGCCUCUGGUUUCUUCAAGGUUCAGUCACCGGAAAUUAAUGAAAGCAAGCCAAGAAGGUGUGAGAGCUUUGAGAGUGACGAAGCCAAAGGGAAACGAAGAGACGUUAGAGAACAUAUGGAAGAUGAUAACGGAAGAGAAAAGAAAGUUAUACCGGAGAUCUGAUACGUUUACCCGUGGUGAUUCCAGCGGUUGUGGCGUGGACGGCGAGGCGAAACCGGUUUAUAAGAAAUCGGAGACGUUUCGAGACAGGACUAAUUAUUACCAGACGCUAGAGACGACGGCGAAGAUGAGAAAAGAGCCGUCGCUGAGUCAGGAUGAGUUGAAUCGACGAGUCGAGGCGUUUAUAAAGAAGACCAACGAGGAGAUGAAGUUGCAGAGAUUGGAGUCGCUUAGACAGUACAAAGAGAUAACUAGCCGUGGGGUUUAAGCUUCUAUGUUGUUUUUUUACCUUCGUUUAAAUUUUAUUUUACUCACUAAAAAAAUAGAAAGAGAAAAUUAGUCACAGUGGAUUUUAACUUUUUAAGGAAAAAAAGAAAGUUAGAUGUCAAAAAAAAUCUGUUUAUUAAUUUGUGAAGCUUGAGGUUUUUAUAGUCAAUGCUUUGAAGUAAUUAUUAUCAUAGGGUUUUUUUGUUGGUGUUGUUUGUGUGAUGUGUAUAAUAUUUGGUUUGUAAAUAUUAAUGUGCUGGUUUUA
Molecule: messenger RNA, 1484 nt
Organism: Capsella rubella
Lineage: Eukaryota; Viridiplantae; Streptophyta; Magnoliopsida; Brassicales; Brassicaceae
Exons: 2
Coding region: 174-1220 (348 amino acids)
Source: RefSeq, a predicted model, not a curated record